AUGACACAACAGCAGCAUGGCUCGUCAACUACGACACAGGAGCAUCGUCCCAAAGUUGUUGGCAAGAAACUAGCCGAGACAGCCGUCCAAUUCACACAACAAGCUGAGAAGCUCUCACAUCAACACCCAACGGGCCACGACCCCGGAGUAGCCAUCGAAGCACAAUUUGUCACGCCUCAUGACCCUGUUAUCAUCACUUCAGAUGGGAAACGACUCCCGGGGGUGCCAUUGCAGGAGGCGCAUAAGCUCAAUGUCCUGAGGGAAGAGCUUCAAGGCGAGCCUGAGAGUGUCGAAAUCAAAGCAGGAGACGAAACCAAAGAGAAGAUAUCCAAUGUCGAGAACGCAAACCCUGAGCAAAAAAAGGUCGUUCAGUUGCCCUCAGAACAGAAUGGCGCAUCUCUACAAAAGUCUAAUAGCAACAGCACAUUGCGAAAACAGACACCCCCUUCUCAUACCAAUCCUCUCUUCCCUCCACUGCCGCUAUACGGGCCACCAAAUAUGCUACGCAAUCUUCAAUGCAUGUUCUUUCGAAUCAGCGCAUUCUUUCUCAGCCUGGCAUUUCUCGGAGUCAUCGUCUUGGGCUCAUUGUUUACGACGAUACCCGUGAUCUGGAAGAACAUCUGGUACAGGCUGACUUUUUGCGAUCCUGAUUCUGACAGGCCGUUCUAUGAAGAGGAAAAGCGCAGAGCUCAAGCAAGACGCGAGCAAGAAAAGGCUUGGAAGCAAAAGUCUUCAAACGGACGAACGCUAGACAGGAUGGAAAAUGCUGAGGGAUUCCCACCAACAGAAGGCGGACCAGACCCAAUCAUCUGUGACGUCGCAUAUUAUGCGCGCAGAGUUGGUCUAGACGUUGAGACAUUUGAGGUUCAGACCGAAGAUGGUUUUAUAAUCGACUUAUGGCAUGUUUACGACCCCAAGGAGUAUACCGAACUCGAAGAAAGCCUGAGGUCUGAUCAGGGGCCAGAGGUUUUCCAACCCCAGAGGAAGAAGCUCAAAGACCCAUCGCAGAAGCCAAAGUUCCCCGUGCUGCUCAUGCAUGGCCUACUACAAAGCUCGGGUGCUUAUUGCUGUAAUGAUGACGACUCUCUCGCUUUCUGGCUGUGCAAGUCCGGCUAUGACGUGUGGCUUGGCAACAACCGUUGUGGAUUCGAGCCCAAGCAUGCACUGCUUGAGUACAACGACCCGAGGAUGUGGUGCUGGAAUAUUAGGCAGAUGGGUGUUUUCGAUCUUCCCGCGUUGACGUCGCGAGUCAUCACAGAGACGGGUUUCGAAAAGAUUGGACUUAUCUGCCACUCCCAAGGUACAACUCAAACCUUUGUCGCCUUGGCCAAAGAACAGCGACCUGAGCUGGGCGAGAAGCUGACCGUAUUCUGUGCCCUCGCCCCAGCCGCAUAUGCUGGGCCGUUAAUCGGUAAGAUGUACUUCAAGUUCAUGCGAAUCAUUUCGCCAGGUCUAUUUCGUCUCAUGUUUGGCAUCCAUGCAUUUAUCCCUUUCAUGAUGCAGAUGCACAAACUGUUGGAUCCCCGUCUAUAUGGCUGGCUUGGUUACAAAGUCUUCUCGUUUCUGUUUGACUGGACUGACGCCCGUUGGGAUCGUGGCCUUCGCAAUCGCAUGUUCCAGUUUGCGCCUGUUUACGUCAGCGCCGAGUCUAUGCGAUGGUGGCUUGGCCGAGAGUGCUUUGCCAAGCACAAAUGUAUCUUGUCUACGAAAGAGAUUGUUAGAGCUGAGGAGCACAUGGAUUCCAAGGGAGAUGGACGACCUGUGACACCAAGGACCUCGUCAGCGCUCGAAGCUCAUCGGAAACACCCCAAAGGCUCUACCGCGUGGUAUAACAAACAAGCGCCACCUAUGGCUAUGUGGGUUUGUGGUAACGACGAUCUUGUUGACGGAAGGAAACUGCUCCGGCGGUUCGAAAAGGGCCGUGAGCCUCAUGUCAACCUGGUCCACAGCAAGGUGAUCCCUGAAUACGAACAUCUAGAUGUCAUCUGGGCGAUGGAUGCGGUCGAUCAGGUCUUCAAAGAAGUACGUGAGGUUCUAUGGAAAACAUGCAAUGCACGCAAUAUUUGCCGCGUCCCUGAAGGCUGUGAGGCGGUGCUACCAGAAAAGGCGAAGCUGUCUGUCAAAGAAGAUAUGGUGGAGGAGUGCCAAUCGAGUAGUAGUGGCGAGACUUAG
Fusarium musae is the source of this 2172-nucleotide messenger RNA. RefSeq lists its product as uncharacterized. The record is from RefSeq and is a predicted model, not a curated record. The transcript has a single exon. The coding region runs from base 1 to 2172 and encodes 723 amino acids. Gene Ontology annotation, biological process: lipid metabolic process. NCBI's taxonomy places the organism in Eukaryota, Fungi, Ascomycota, Sordariomycetes, Hypocreales, Nectriaceae.